This is a messenger RNA of Penicillium salamii, 1659 nucleotides long. Lineage: Eukaryota; Fungi; Ascomycota; Eurotiomycetes; Eurotiales; Aspergillaceae. The record is from the annotation of a GenBank genome assembly.
AUGACAGAAGAUUCCAAUCAUUUCGCGGACAUUGAGGCGGGUGGUUCGAAACCAUCUCAUUCUCAGUAUGAGGAACAACCUCAGUUUAACAAAGCCACGAACACACAGGUGGAAACGGGCACUCUCCAAAGACGUCUCAAGUCACGACAUAUUCAAUUCCUCGCUCUCUCUGGGGCAAUUGGCACGGGACUUUUCGUGGGCACCGGCCAGGUUCUGUCCCUGGCGGGUCCCUUGUCCGCAGUUCUAGCCUAUUUGAUUACAGGCUUCAACCUAUACGCCGUGAUCAACAGCAUGGGUGAGAUGGCUACUUGGCUUCCCCUACCUGGUGCUGUGCCGGUAUACGCCUCUCGAUUUGUCGAUGAGGCCCUCGGGUUCACUUUGGGUUGGAACUAUUGGUAUCAAUUUGCCAUUGGAGUUCCAAUUGAGAUCAGCGCAGCUGCUCUCGUUAUUGAAUAUUGGCCUAAUAAUAUCUCCUCUGCAGUUUGGAUCACGGUGCUUUAUAUGGCUAUAUUUGUCACCAACAGUCUCCCAGUCCGCGUAUAUGGUGAACUGGAGUUUGUUCUUGGCUCGAUCAAGCUGAUCACCAUCAUCGGUUUGAUGAUACUCAUGGUGAUCAUUACACUUGGUGGAGCUCCAAACCAUGACCGUAUAGGAUUUCGCUACUGGCAGCAUCCAGGUCCCAUGAACCAGUACCUUGAAGAUGGAUCCCUGGGACGCUUCUUGGCUUUUUGGAAGGUUUUCAUCCAGGCAACUUUUAGCUAUGGUGGAAGCGAGAUGGUUGUGGUUGCGGCAGGUGAGACAGAAAACCCUCGGCGCAACAUUCCAAAAGCUGUAAGACGAGUCUUUUGGCGAAUUGCUAUUUUUUAUGUUGGCAGUGUGUUUUUGGUUGGACUUUGUGUCUCAUCGCAAGAUCACAGGCUGCUCAAUGCGAUCGACGCAGGUGCAGCUGGCGUAGGGGCCAGCCCUUUUGUCAUUGCAAUCGAGAACGGAGGUAUUCUCGUGUUGCCAUCAAUCAUCAAUGCAGUUGUUCUUACAUCGGCCUUGUCGGCUGGUAACUCCUUCUUCUAUGCAUCGACUCGAAUAUUAUACUCGACGGCAUUGGAUGGCAAGGCUCCUCGGAUUCUUCGAUUCGAGAAAUUCGGAGUCCCAUACGCUUGUGUCGCCGUCACAGCUGCCCUAAGUCUCCUGGUCUAUUUGAAUGUUUCCUCAAGCUCAGUCGAAGUGUUCUUCUGGAUCAGCAACUUGAGCUCUGUCAGUACAUUAAUCGUGUGGACGUCGAUCGCUAUCACCUAUGUUCGCUUCUACAAGGGACUGAAACACCACGGCAUCCCACGAUCCGCCCUUCCAUUCCAGUCUCCCUUCCAGCCCUUUUUGGCUUAUUUUGCGAUUGUUUUCUCCUCGACUGUGGCAUUUUUCAAUGGAUUUGAUGCUUUCUUUCCUGGCCACUUCACUGCCAAGAGCUUCAUACCACCUUAUAUUGAUAUUCCCAUCUUCGUGUGCCUUUUCCUGGGAUAUAAACUCACCAAAAAGACAAAGAUGGUGAAGAUAGAGGAUAUGGACAUGAUAUCCGGAAAAGAGGAGGCCGAUCAAUUGGAAUCCUUAUGGGAAGAACCCCAGCCUCGCAACUUUCUUGAGCGAAUUUGGUUUUGGAUUGCCUAA